This is a messenger RNA of Sabethes cyaneus, 991 nucleotides long. It is a transcript of the gene Ak6, whose product is annotated as adenylate kinase isoenzyme 6 homolog. The record is from RefSeq and is a predicted model, not a curated record. Gene Ontology annotation, molecular function: ATP hydrolysis activity; AMP kinase activity; ATP binding. NCBI's taxonomy places the organism in Eukaryota, Metazoa, Arthropoda, Insecta, Diptera, Culicidae. Gene Ontology annotation, cellular component: cytoplasm; nucleus. The coding region runs from base 237 to 758 and encodes 173 amino acids. The transcript has 2 exons.
GAGACCACACAUCACACACGAGAAACGAACGGUAUCCGUAGUAAGGAAUAUUCUAGCCAAAAAAGCAAGCAAAGCGUCUGGAAACGCAACAGGACGUCGGCAAACCUACCGCAUGGGUGUGGAAUUCUUCAAAUUAAAAAUAUAAUUUUUUUUAUCAAAUUGUCUACCUGGAAUUGCCUCUCCCAUUGGGGACAAUAUAAUCCUCACUAGGCCAAAAAUAAAGGAGAAAGUGCAAAAUGAAGCAGCCAAACAUUUUGGUUACUGGUACUCCUGGUGUGGGUAAGUCUUACCUCAGUCAACGAUUGGCUAAGAAGUUUGGCUUCAAGUGGCAAAAUGUAUCAGACAUCGUCAGCGAAAAUGGAUUUGUCGAAGAGUACGAUGAGGAAUUCGAGUGUCCGGUAUUGGAUGAGGACAAGUUGUUGGACUACCUGGAACCGAUCAUGCAAGAAGGAGGCAACGUGGUUGAAUAUCAUAGUUCAGAGUUCUUUCCACAGCGCUGGUUUGAUGUAGUAUAUGUAGUACGUUGUGGAACUUCGAUACUGUACGAACGACUACAAGCGCGAGGUUAUAAUGAGCACAAGGUGCGAUCUAACAUGGAAUGCGAAAUUUUUCAAAUACCGCUCGAUGAAGCCAAAGACUCCUACCGUAGUGAAAUUAUUUAUGAGUUGCAAAGUGACAAAGAUUCCGAUCUAGAGGAAAACCUUACGAAGGUAAACGAAUGGUUGGAAAACUGGAGAAGCACCAACAUAAGUCAGUAAAAACAAAUCAGGAAAAACAUUGUUUAACUAUAAAAUCGGUUUAGACCGCUUCUGAUUUAUAAAGCCCACCUGAUUCUGCAUGCUACCUUCCGUUUUGGUUAGGUUUGGUGUCGCUAUGCUGUGUUCGGGAAAUUAGAAUGAAAAGUUCGUAAAAGUAAUAUACUGAUCUAUUUUUGGCCUUUUGACUUUGUUAUGCAUAAACAAUUAUUUUUUAACUGAAGAAAUAAAUUAUU